AUGAUUGCUCAGUAUAAUUAUUUCAAAAUAAAGAUACUUGCAAGUAGCAAAGUUGAAAUAAAACAAAAAGAGUCUUCAGCUUCCAAACAUAAAUCCAUGCAAGAGAAGCUAAUGCCAUUUGAAUCUGAGAAAUUUCUUGAUUACGAUUCAUUCAAAAACAUUCUUGACUGAGUCCAAAUUAUCAAAGACAUUAAAGUUCUACAACAAAAAGUGGCGUUUCUCAUCGAAACGAGUCCAGUCUUGAAUGGUCAAGUCACACUCACUCAUGCUAAAAAGACACAGAAAUAACUCUGAAGCCAGUAGACAGUAAUCAGCAACAAGGGUACCCAAUAUGAACAAGAACUAUACAAUGGCCACUAAAACUCAGGGGAGAGAUCCAAAGAGAAACCGAGUGUUUUCAUUCCCAGACUAUAAAACCUGUUCUUCCAAAUAGCAUUCGGAAGCCUCGUCUGUUUAAAAGUCCGAGUAAAUUCAAAAGAAAAAUCCUAA
This is a messenger RNA of Moneuplotes crassus, 489 nucleotides long. The record is from the annotation of a GenBank genome assembly. Lineage: Eukaryota; Ciliophora; Spirotrichea; Euplotida; Euplotidae.